Galeopterus variegatus (Sunda flying lemur) is the source of this 1825-nucleotide messenger RNA. Its product is annotated as peptidyl-prolyl cis-trans isomerase-like 2. The transcript has 6 exons. The record is from RefSeq and is a predicted model, not a curated record. Bases 117 to 452 code for a protein of 111 amino acids. Lineage: Eukaryota; Metazoa; Chordata; Mammalia; Dermoptera; Cynocephalidae.
UGCCCUAACCCUUGUCCUCCUCUCCCAGUUUUAUCACGUUCCGCUCCUGUGCUUACCUGGACAAGAAGCACACCAUCUUUGGGCGGGUUGUUGGGGGCUUUGACACGCUGACAUCCAUGGAGAAUGUGGAAAGUGACCCCAAAACUGAUCGCCCUAAGGAGGAGAUCCGCAUCGACGCCACCACGGUGUUUGUGGACCCUUAUGAGGAGGCCGAUGCUCAGAUUGCCGAGCAGCGGAAGAAGACGCAGCUCGAGGUGGCCCUGGAGGACAAAGUGAAGACCAGUCAGCCCCAGCCGGGGAGCCAGGGCCCCCAGACGUACCGCCAGGGGGUGGGCAAGUACAUCAACCCGGCCACCACGAAACGAGUAAAAGAGGAAGAACCAUCAACCAGUACAGCCGCCCCUGUGGCCAAAAAGCCCAGCCGAGGUUUUGGGGACUUCAGCUCCUGGUAGCAACAGGCCAGAUGCUCUAGAUCCUGGGACAGCCUGUUUACUCAGCAUGGGUCCCUGACCAGCACUAUCACCUGGUACCUUGUUAGAGAUACGGAUUUGCAGAGCCCAGACCUGAACUGGAGCCUCCGGGGGCUGGGGCUCCUCGGGAUGUGAUGCGACAACCCUCAGGGGUUCUGAUGGAACUGGAGGUUGAGGACCCUGGACUCCAGUCUUAGUGUUACUUUCAAAAGCCAUUUCCACCACCCCUUGCUGGGGCUCUCAGGACCGGACUUAAGCUUGAUCCUUGGUUGUUCUCUUUUCCCAUCUCUGAUGCUGAAGCUGCAGGCCAAGCCCUGGCUCCCUGGAUGGCAGGCAGAGCCUCCCUGCCCCGCCCAUGCCCCUCGCCCACCUCCACGCACUGCCCAGGGACCUUCGUGACACAGCUCUGCCCACUGUCAUCUUGCCUUGCACCAGUCACUGACACCUCCUCCCCAGCCUGUCCCUCUGCAGCUGCCCCUUCUGUGAGCAGGGCUCUGGCUCUAGAAUGGCCUUCUAAUCCCCUCCCUCACCCCCUUGCCCUCCUCCAGGCUGUCCCCAGUCCCUUCUUGUCCAGCUGCUGCCUGAUAACUCACAUGUGUAAAAGCAGGUGGGGGCUUAGGGGUCAUGGUGAGCGCCUAGGUGAACCUGAACCUGCAGGCCCAAGCCAGCACCCAGGAGGGCACAGGGCGUGUGCCAGAGAGGCCAUGACCCCAGGGGAGGGAUGGCCAGCACGUCAGGAUGGGUAGAGGUGCAGUUUCCCUAACUGUAAUUACGCUUUUCUCCGGCCACACACGAAGCCCCCGACCAGGCAGUGAGCUUGGAGAAGCAGGACUGCAGCAGCCCCCAGACCCUGGAGGAGCGCCGAGACCCAACAGCCCUUUGGUCCCAGUGGGUGCUGCAGUAAACCAGGGCUCAGCCUGUUGACAACGAGCACAAUUUAAAAGGAGAUGUUUGACAUUGGAGGCUUUAUUUGUAAACCUCACACAGACAUAGGACCAAGGGCUGGCAGCACGGCCAGAGGAGGCUGAAGGUGGCGUGUGCUCGAGCUUGGUGGUCCUGUUCCUUAAGGCAAAGCUUCUGGCUGUCCCCAGGUCGCUGUCUGGCAGUCCAGCCUUACCCAGUAGCCUGCACCUGCCCUGAGGGAUGGGCCACACAGCCUCACCCACUUGCCUCCGCCCCCACCCCCACCGGGCAGAGGACAGGCCCGCCGGGGGCUGUUUACAAGUGAGGGUUCACAUUUCUGUAGUUCGUUUUAGAGCUUAAAUUUUAGUUUUCUAGAUGUUAAAACCACUUGGAUUUUGUAAUUACCUGAUGAAGUCAUCAGAUAAAUUAAAGGACUUAUGGAAAAAUUCUCA